GGGUUGCCUAACAAACUAAUUUUAUUUCGUCAAGUUGGCAUCACGUCAUUACGUAUUCGAAUGUGUUCCUGAACGCACGUGAAACAUGGAGAAACAAAACAAAAACGAAAAAACGGACCAAAACAAAAAGCUGCUGGUUUUAACGCAAGAACUAAAAUUGGCCCGCGUUUUAGCCGGAAACAACAAGACCAGUCGCGACAAGGCGUUAAAAAGCUUGACAAAAUGGCUCAAGCAACGCUCUCAAACAAUGCCAUAUUCUGAAGAUGACUUUCUUCGAUUGUGGAAAGGUCUGUUUUAUUCCAUGUGGCAAUCAGAUAAACCACUGGUCCAAGAAGAAUGUGCAGAAAAUAUAUCAAAACUAAUUCAUUCCCUGCCUUUGAAUACUUCCUUAUUAUUUUUUAAAGCCGGAAUUCAAACACUAAUAAAUGAGUGGUUUGGUAUUGAUCAACUGCGACUCGAUAAAUUUCUUAUGUUUACCAGACGACUAUUAAGGCAAACUUUAAUAGUUUUAAAGGACGAUAAAUUUACCAAAACGUCUGUUGAUCAUUUUGGAGAAAUUCUAUCCGGCACUAUAUUAAAUAAUGAAAAGAAACCACCGUUAGGACUUUUUAUGCAUUUUACGGAAAUUUAUCUUGAGGAGUUAUCAAAAAUUGGUGGUGAAAUUGUAUCACCUCAGAGGGUUGUAGAUUUUCUGAAACCAUUUAUAAUUCGAUUGGCUGCUUCAAACGAUGGCCGGGAGAUUGCACAUAUUAGAAAAUUUAUUUUUACAUACCUUAUAAGGCAGUCAGACUUGGGAUUGGAGUAUCAAGAAAAGUAUAACGCUUGGAAAAAGGAGGGAUUCCCCGGCUCAAUAGACGCCAUGCAGAAGGUGCCCGUCGAGGAGAUGGACGCAGACGAGAGCGGCGAAGAGGCGGGCGACGAAGAGGAGGCGAUGGAGACGUCGUCCGGCGCCGCGGCGCUCGAUCCGAGAGCCGGACGCGUCGACGUCGAACUGCCGCAGCUCAAGUUUCAGCCGAAGGAGGUGUCGCGAGCGCUGCUAGCCGUCAAGUUCGACAAGCAGUCGACGACGAAGACGCGCAAGAUGAUCUCCACCCUCGCCGAACAGUUCGAAAAACUGGGCAACGGCGACUACCCUCUGGGAGCGAAAAAACUCGACUUGCCGAAAAAAGAGGAGUGCGACACGAGCGUGCGCAAGGCCGUGAACCGCCUGGUAAAGUUCGAGAAGAAGUUGAUGGGCGUCAGCAAGAAGGACAAGAAGAAGCGCAAGCGAGCGCUCGAAGCGACCGCCGCGAACGGCGAAGAAGACGAAGAGGAGAACGGCGCGGAGGACCGGGCGAACAAGAAGAAGAAGAUGGACGUCGACAACGUUCAGGACGCAGACACGGACUCGGACGUCGACGUCGAAGAGGUGCAGAGGUAUCUGCGCGAAAACGAAAAAAAGAUGCAAGAGAAGAAGCGCCGCCUUCAGGAUGAGAUCGACGAGAUCGAGUUCGGCGAGCGGUGCAGCCGCGUGAACACGGAGAACCUCGAGGCGUUCGUGCGCAGGCGCGACAUCGACCAGAUCCGCCAGAGGCAGCGGUGCAAGGCGAGGAGGGCGAGGAAGCGCGCCUUCAACUACGGCUUCGGGCUGGACCGGCGCUACGCCGACGAGGCCGAGUUCACGUUCGAGAGGAACUCCGGGACGUGGGUCGUGCACCGCGAACUGGACUCGUCGGACGACCUGAACGCGUCCAACGCCGACUUGGGCAGCUUCCUGGCGGAGAAGUUGGAAAGCGACGCCGGCCUCGUCGCGUCUCCUCCGAAGUUGAAGCCGGCUUCGCCAAAAUUCGACGACGGAUCGCCUUCGAGGAAAAAAUCGCCCGGCAAGACGGUUUCGCCGCCGAAAGGACAGGGUUCGCCGCCGAAACAACCGGGGUCGUCGAAAGCCAACGGAAACGCCUUAAGUCCGUUAAAUCUUUUCCAAUCAUCACCGUCCGAAAAAAGCGAAGUUUUCCCGGGAUCCGAAUGGGACGAACCGUUAAAAGAAGGCGAAUACGAAAUCGUGGUCCCAGCCAAAAAGUACGCGGCCAAAAUGAAAAGCGAGGCCAAAAAUAACAACCAGAGCGUACAAGAGGUCGUAAACGACAGUUUGACAAAACUCAAGGGCAAAAAUCGAUUCUCGUUGGACUCUAAAUUGGCUAAAAUCCCGUUUUGCAAGAGGGCCACCCCGUCCAGCUCAAAAAAAGUAAAAAUCAACAUGGGGCUCAACCAGAGCCAGGAAGUGCACGAGCACUUGGCCCAGCUGGUAAGUUCCCCCGGCAUUCCGUUUGACGCAAACAAGAAGCCCUCAAAGCCCCUGCUGAAGCCCACCGGCAGCACCCCUAUAAACCCAUUUUAUAAGCGUCCCAAAAAUAAGUUGUUUUAAGUUUAAAUGUUUUUGUCAAUGGUGUAUUCUCGUUUUUUUACACAUUUACGAAUGUGACUGGAUUACUAUUUACGAUGACUACGAGAAUGCACCAGAAGUUGUUCCUUUGGUUUGUUACGUGAAGAAAACUAGUUUAUGUUGUUUCAAUAUUUAUUUAUUAUCUUAAUAAAAAACAUAAAUAUUUCUUUAUAUUUUCCGUUAAGAUAAUUUGUAUCUUUAUAAGACUUUAUUACUUUGAUAACUAUUCGAAAUAAAUUCGAC
Molecule: messenger RNA, 2665 nt
Organism: Brassicogethes aeneus
Lineage: Eukaryota; Metazoa; Arthropoda; Insecta; Coleoptera; Nitidulidae
Source: the annotation of a GenBank genome assembly